AUUUACCGCUAGAGGUCCAACAUGGGUACCCAGUCUGUUUGUAAACUGGGUUUUUCUAUAUUUUUUUCCAAAAUAGUAGUAUUUUAAGUAAAUAAUCUUGAAUUCUAGGCUGAACUGAACCCGAUUCUUGUUUUCCAAGCUGUGUACGCCACGUCCUUUUGGUCAGUUUGCAGUGAAAAUAUAUUAUAGGGGUUAGGUUACCCUUGCGGCCUUAUUGCUAACGUAGGAUACUAAUGAAGUGUUUUAAAUUUAUGUGCAGUAUGUAAAAACGAUGUACAUAUGUGUCUUUAAAUAAUAAGAUGGGGGCCCACAUCAGUUGGUAUCCAUGAAUAUAGUUUUAAUAGAAUGUGGAUAUUCUGAAUGUUGAUACCAAACGAUUUUCAACGAUGCAAAGCCUGGAGGCUGCAUGUGAUGAGGGUGAACGUCCAGUGAAGAAAGCUAAAUUAAGUCGUUCCUCAUUGCCUCUAAUACGCCCCCAGGAACCCUCAUGUUCUACAUCACAAGACUAUAUAGCAGUUACAACUGUCAAAGCACCAUUUGACAUUUUUGCCAAAUUGAAGGAAUUACAUGAACAGGAAAUUGCCAAAAGCUCUGAGAACUCGUGCGAAACAUCCCUUCUGUUAGAAAAACUCGUAGCCCGUGAAAGACUGAACACGUUAAUAUUUAAUUUGUAUCCUGGUAAUAAGGGAUACUCGUUAGCCUUCCGUACCGCAUCUUGCCCAGACCCCACCUCAGAUUUUGCUGAAGAUACUGCCGCCGACAUGAUUGAAACCAAUCCGAGGCCUUACGAGGAGGGCAACCUUCUCAGAUAUAUCGACAAUGAAGAACUGCCCCCCUAUAUUGUGGACUUACUGGAACCUGAAUUCAGUUACUUAUUCUACAGUGGUUGUGUUAUAGCAGAGAUCAGAGACUAUAGACAGGCAUAUCCACAUACCAAGUGUGAUACUCAUCACGUUCUGCUCAGGCCUACACUUAAGAGCUUUCUGUCAGAUAUAAACAAUUUAGCUGAUGACAAGCCAGAAUGGAGCGUUGAUGAGAGAGAUCAACUAGAAAGCCAAAUGCUGAUGGCAAAUGAGCCAGCUUUAUGUUUAGAUCCUGAUAGUAGCGUUAGUAGCAAAGUUGUAGAAAUAAAUAACCAAAAGCAAAUUUUCAAUACACAGAAGUUUAGACGGAUGGCUAAGAAAUUUUCUCAGGUUACUGUCAAUAGAAAACGGAAACUGGAUAGGUUCACAUAUAGACAUGGUAUGGAGUUAUUCGAAUUUCUUAAUAGGACUAGAAGUAAACCAAAGAUUGGUACACUAACACAAAAAGGUGCGACAUUGUCGAAACGUCUGUCGACUUCCACAAGCACAUCACUGGAAGACACCGCAAAACCGGUUGCUGUGCCAGCUCCAAGUUUAGAACCGUCUAUACAACUGGUGCCACCUUCGCAACCUGUCGUAAUCCAGUCGUUCAAGACAUAUCCAAGGCCGAAAGAGUCUAGCGAUUGGGUGCCGCAGCUCAUUGAGGAGUAUGUUUUGGAAACGGAUAUGCCCUCGAAGGAUAAAGGUCGACCUCGUGUGUAUCACAUAAAGUUGAGCAUAUUGCAGAGACCGUCUAAUUCAGAGUAUCUGGGCGAGCUGUAUUUAGAUAGGGACCAUAAGAAAAAUGAGCAAAAUGGAGUUGCAUGCAGGUUUAGUUUAGGAUCUAAAGCAAAUGCAAAUAGAUACAUUCAUCAAUUUGCGGAAAUCUUCACAGAAAGCGGAAGAAAGUCCGUACGUAUACGAUAUGGGUCGAGUUCUAGUUACAAAGUCACCCAGACUCAAGCACAGCAAAUUCAGGCACAAAGUUCGGCAGUGCAAGGGCAACCAAAUCUAGCUCAACAACAUAUAACACAGUUGACUCAAAGUUUGCAGGCGCAAACGAUGGUCAAUGGUAGUAUAGGAGGAAAUGUUGGUGGAAGUAUAGGAGUCAAUGUAGGUGCAAGUGGAAGUAUAGGCGGAAAUAUAGGAACAAAUGUAGCAGGCAAUAUAGGAGCAAAUGUAGCAGGGACUAUAGGAGUACAAAGUACAAGUAGUGUUCCAAUACUGCAAAGUCAUUUGCAAGGAAUUAGUCAGCAAAAGGCGAGCCAAAGUCAGGCACUGUCGAACCAAGAGCAAGCAAUUAAUGCUCUGGCAAAUAAUUUGAUGAAUUCAGUACAACAGUAUCAAGCUGCUGUGAACGCCAAACAACAGCAGCAGCAACAACAGCAGCAACAGAAACUGCAAUCGAACAACGCGGCGAUCAUUAACCUGUUAAACUCCCCUGCGAGCGUGGCAAAUAGCGACGCUAGCGCCGCUGUGGUGAAUGCCAUCAACAGUGGAGUGGUGGCAGGCAGUACGUCAGGGCAACAGUACUUGAGUACUGCUGUCGGACAGAAAUUGUUGGCGACAGGGUUGGGCAGAAAGAUGACAGCUGCUACGGCAACCUCUCAGACGGCCGUUCAGGCUAAUGCUAGGGUGCUGAAUCAUGGAGGGUUGAUUGCGUUGAAUAGUAACAGGCUUCAACAACAACAGGCUCAGACGAUAACUCUGACGUCAAUGGGCACUAGCGGAAAUUAUACUAACUUUACGGUACCAGUGAAACAACAAAGGAUAGUCAAUAGCAGUAGCGAUUCCAAUAAAUCUGCGUUAUCUGCUCUUCUAGUAGGGACACCAGCAGCAGAUAGGCCUGACAUAAUUGGUCCGAACACCAAUUCCCUCCUCUUAGAAAAAUUGGGUGCAGCUACCUCCACGCCGCCACAGUACGGACAGACGACAAGCGGUAAAUCGGCAGCAGCGACUGCCCAGCAGUUUCUUGUGCAAUCGUCUCCUAAGGGGGCCGUUGCCAGUCCGAUGUCGAGCCCCCCACUUGCCCAGCAGCACCAGCCACAGGCGCAGGCGACGGUGCAGUCUGCACCGCAAACUGUCAACGUGCAGGGGUUGAAUUUCGCGCAGCUGCAAAGUAUACCUGGCCUACAAAACCUGCAAGUACAGCUACCCGGCUUUCCGCAGCCGAUCUCACUGUCAUUGAAUGUAUCAUCGACAGGGAACGUGCAGGGUCACCCCGGCCUAAUAGUCUCGCUACCUGUCACCACGGCAGCACAAGCGUCAAAUACGGUGACGCAGUCUACGGCUAAUGCGGUGCCAACUGUGAACAGCUUGGGAGUACAGCCACAGACUGUUGUUUUGACGAAUGCAGCUACAUCUAAUUUAGCUCAACUGGUGACAUCCGGAAUGAAAGCAAUCCCCCAACAAGCCGUACGCUCCUCAUCUCUUUCCAGCCAACAAGUGACCGCUCAACCCUUCCAACUGAUCACGACUGCCCCUUUGCAAAGGCCACGCCUUCAACCGGGGGUGGGGGUGAGCACCGGAAAUGAUCAGGCAUCGCCGUUAGCCAGGACAACGACGGCGUUGCAACGUGCUGCGCCAAUCACCAUCAAGAUGGCUGGGCCCAACACAAGUCAGUUGACUGAUUUGCAGCUGAGAGAAAUCACCACGCCUACAUAUGUGAUGCAAUCAAAUUCGGGGAUAACAAGUCAGCUGCAGAAACAGGCGCAGCUGCAGCAGUUUCAGCAAGUGUGUCUCAGCCCGCCGAAUUUGCUGGGGAACAGAAGACGAUCCAGUAAUCAGGAGACCCAAUAGUGGGUAAAUAGCAAAACAUGAAAGCUUUUUGGUACAGAGAAAGGGAAUUUUUGCAUCAAAUUCAUCAUACUUUAUGCACAAAGGCUGUUUCCUAAACAUGGAGCAAAUGUUAUAGAGAUGACUUUUGGGUAUUCUAAGGCUGUUUUGACCUUUGACGAUGACAUUGAAAAUCGCUUUUUUGUUUGUGAUAAACACAAUUUCCUAUAAUAACAGUAAUUGCUAGAAAAAAUCACAUGUGAAUGAUUUCAAUCCAUAAAAACUUUUCAUUUCUGUUUUAACGUCUAUAAAAUAUUUUUGUAAAUGUAUUUGUUUUCAGUAACAUGUUCCUAGGUUCCCCUUAUAAUUCGUAUGCAAAGUUAACUUCGUAGAUGAGAGUGAUGCUCGACGGCAAGACUUUUGCUCCUGCGAAUGACGCGGGAAGUGACUAUCCUUUCAGAGUUAAAAAUACAGCUCCUCGACAAACAACAGAACUAUGCCCACUUCUUAUCAGUUGUUCAAUUCCGUCCCACAGGAGGCCAAUUCUUAAAAAUAAAGGAGUAUCCCAGUGAUAGAAUGUGGCGUGGCUCUUUUACCUUCCAGGGAACUGUCUUCCUCAAACAAUGAUAAGAGUCGCUUCCAUGGAUGUUCUCUAUUUUAUCAGCGUUAAAGAAUAUUGUUUCUCAGAAGUAUCCUACUGAUAGAAUGGGAAGUGUAUUCUUCAACAUUGAUAGAAGAGUCGCUCUCUGGGUCAAUUUCAGGAGUAAAGGUGCAAAAAUCUCGCGGUCGUCCAUCAUUCUCAUCUCUAAAGAAGAAGUUGACUUUGCGCCGAAACAUUUAAUUUAUUAUAUGAAGGAGCUUAUAAAAUAAAUAUAAAAAUAAAUCAACACAUUUCUAUCAGAUACAUAACAGAACACUUAAUACUGGUUAUUCUACUUCUUCGUUUUCUAUAAUUGACCCCCUGAUAGAAUGCAACUCUUUCAAUAAAAAUGUGUCAAUUCUUAUCGAGUUGCACCCAGCGUGUAUUAGACAUUCCGCUGGAGUUGUGUAGACUAAUAACUCUGAAUAAGUUUCCUAUUUUUUGAAUCACACUUAAAAUUAUAGUUUAAGUAAUAAAUAAUAUUUAAAAAAAUGACAAAGUUAAGCUUUCCAGAACUUUUAUGGGAUUCUAUUACUUGCCAAUCGACACAUAUAAGACAACAAUAAUUAACUUUUUUCUUAUCUUUGACAAAUGGAUAUCAUAUUCGUUAUCUGCGACUUGAAAAACGAAGAAACGUUUUCUUUUUGUAGAAUUUAGUGAAUUUUUGUAAUUUUGGUCACAUUUUAGGACUUUGGAACCACUGUGGCAUCUAAAGUAUUAUAUAUAAUUAAUUAUAAAUGUUAAUGCGUAUCAAAGCAUAAAUGUUUUGCACAGUAUAUUCAAUCAUUAAUUAUUAUUGUAUCCAACUUUGGAAAAUUAGUGGAAUCGGUACGCAGAAAGCCUUCUUCCAUUUUAUUUAUUGUACAGGGUGGGCCAUAAAUUUUUGCACUCUUAUAAUUAUACUGGAGUGAAUAUCGAGCAGGAGGGGAAAGUAGGGCCACUCACGUUCGGCUCCUCGCUUCUUGGAAAUUCAAUCACGAUGGGUCGCUUCACAGGAGAACAAUGCGCGUUCUUUAUGGCAUCAUCAGCCCGUACUUUUUUGAAAAAACACGCGGUAAUUCUGUGACAGAAUGAUGCAGAAUACGUGCAGUCUAUGCCAAGAUACAUACAAUCUCUUGCGAAUGGUCAACUUGAGUGUGCCGAGGAUGAAUGCGAAAUGCAAAGGCGCCAGUGCCGUAGCCCAGAAUGCGAACUUAUGUCAUGUGAUGUCACGACUGAACCUCGGCGUGCGAGAACGGUUGGCUAUCGCAUCCACAUACAAAAUAAUAAUGAUAAUUGUUUUUAAUGUCAUAACUUCCUUAAAUUUUAAGGUAUCGGAGUAAUUCUUUCAGAUUUGUGAAAGACACCAGAUAUACUAUUAUAUGCAAAUGUAACUAGCUGUAUUUUCGACUCAAUUGCCCCAUAGGAAAUAAGUAGGGGUCCAUGAUCAAAGAUCGCAUAGUCUUCAAGUCAGGUCAACGACAAAAAGAGAAUUCAUAAGCAACCUUAUUGGAGUUGCUCAACCAAGAAAUGACCCUUUUGUAUUUGAAUGAUUGCGACAGUAUGGUAAGGAGAUUGAUAUCUUGAAUUUUAGCUGGUCGUACCUAGGUAUUGAUGACUCUUGAAGAUUAAUAAUGUUCAAAUGUAAUUUUUACUAGUAAAAAAUGCCAUAUUUGAAACGAUGUAGUUUUUUGUUUACUCAAAUAGCUUGACUAUACAAUUUUUAUGGGAUUCAUAUGUUGUAUUUCGUACAACUACUAUUAUUAAGAGUGGUUUACUAUUGCAAAUGUUCUAGACCCACUUUUAGAAACCAUAUUAAGAUUUUAUAUCACAUCAUAUCUGAUAACUUGAAUUUACUUUUACAAGACCUAUACGGUUCUGUUUAUAUAUUUUUAUUUUCACAAAUUACAAUGAAAUUCUUUUAAAAUCCUCCAGCAAGAUCCCUCUCUUUGUAUCGAAAGGUGUGAAAAAUUUGUACAUUUUGAACUAGUCUCUAUUGUAAUUUGUUUUGUUUCACACAUUCGCUUAUCACUUUAGUCUAACAUUAUGCUGCCAAGGUUUAACUAUACAUCCAAGAACACACAAAUACCAGAGAUAGUAUUUUCAAAUCGGUAAGCGAAUAGGCCUUUCUAACACUCAGUCAGCAGUCAAAAAAUACUUUCUUUUAUAACAUUAGAAAUGCCUGUAUGUUAUUGCUGUAUUCUUUCGAUCAAAUUGAGUCAAUUCUCCGUUCUUCUUUCAUGUCAAAAUCAAUUCCAGGUCAAGCUCAGAGUGAUAGAAAAGAUGACAUUUUGAUUAGUAUCAAUUCUGUCAUAUUAAUCAGUUGGAAGGAUGCAGCAAUUAUUGACACAUCCAAAGUAUGCGUCUUUUUCGUCUAGCGAUUUGAACACGCUAUGCUUUUUGAACAAGAAUAUUGAAAUAUUUCUACUGUCGUUCGCUUGUGGUUUCUCCAGCAAUUGGUGCCAAAUGUCAUACACCAGCUGUGUGGAUCGAAAAAACUUGUAAUUCAGCCACUUUUUAAGAUUGACCAAGAUGGCAAAUGAUUCUUUCAGAACCUCUUUUUUUAUCUUACCUUUAUUGAUGAACGCUUCAACCCCGAAGGUUUCAAUAUUUACAAGAUAUUUAUAAUAAAAGGCAGCUAAAUCAAUAUUGAACGUUUACAUACAUAUUGCAAUUAUUGUUGUGCAUGAAAUAAUGUUCCCUCGAUAAAUCUUGAGAUGUGUCAUUGUUCCUUUGAGCGGUUGAAAACCUCAAAUGCAAAAUACUUUCUGAUCUCAAACCUCUGCAUUACAUUGCACAAUAUCGUUGUUCCUAUAACUUAGACGAAUGUCAUACGAUCAUUAUUUAGUGUCGGUCGUGUUAUCAGUAUUUACUGAUGGAUCCGUCAGUGUCAGUGGAUUUAGACGUAAUCUUAUAUAUCAGUGAUUACUGAUUGGCGACACGGCGGAUAAAUGUCACAUUCCAUGAUAAAUACUGAUGGAUAACAGUGAAUACCGAUCAUCUGACAUUCGCCUUUGUAUCGGUGCCAAAAAUGGACCUACAAUAAAAUAAUAAGUGCUUCAAAUAUCUCCAUUCUGUUUCGCGAGUCUUCUACUUUUUUACAGUACAAAAACGUGUUUGGUGAAUAUUUUUUAAACUUGGUUAACUAAAGAGUCUUUUGUUGUAUUUUAUGAUAACUUUGUUAUUUAAUUUCAUCUUUUAAUAAGACUUCAAAUUGGAACUAGUAUGAAAAAUAUUCAUCAUUAAAUGAACAAUGAUGUGUUUUGUAAGCAGUUAAUUUUAGAGUUCAUAAUAAAUCUGUAUAUUUUUUGUUAUAGCUAUUUGUAUAUACUAGAGAAAAGUAUUUAUUAAAAUAUUUUAACCAACGAACAAUAACUAUUCUUUACAAUAUUAAGUGAAAUUAGUGAUAAGUUUAAUAAAUUCUUGGCUGGAAAUAUAAAAGUGAUACCCCAAAACUUCCAGCCGCUUAAGUUUUCGAUACUUUUUUUUUGUAUUGUGGUUGUGUACUUCCGUUUUAAUUUAUUUUCACUGCUCAUUAGUUUUGUAGUAACUGUACAUAAUGUAUAUAUAGUAGUUUUAUAAUUUCCAAGAUAUUUGGAAUAUGUCUUAUUGAAAGCGAUGUAUUGUUACAAAUUCGUGCUUUCAGGUUUUUCAAAAUACCGUUCACUACUCUCUGAAUACUGGAUAAAGAUUAUUAUUGAGCACUGCAAAAUUUUAAUCAGCAUCAAGUUGAAAUUAUAAUUUGUUUAUCCUCAAUACCGAUAAUAAAAAAAUCUGGCUGACAGAAUUAAUGACAUCGCGGUUAAUAUAGUAAACAGAUUCUAUCAUGGAUCUAUACACAGUAUACUUUUUAAUAGCAUAUAAGUUAGUUUGAGGAAGAUCAAUAUAUAGCAUAUUUUAAUGUAUGUAUUUGUGCGAUACAUACUAAGUUUGUGUAAUAAAUACAGGCGGACGAUUAGUAUCUAAAAAGCUAUCAUGACUUACUAAGAUGUCCUCGUUUUGAUUAAGGUAAACGGGUAUAUGAUGGUAUCGAGAAUCAAGAAGUCAGUUUGUUUACUAAUAAUAUUACAUAUUAGUAUGUUAGUGGCAAGGAUUUACAGCUUUGUUCCAUUGUUUCAAAUUAUCUCAAAAGCCAUUGAAGUUCAGAUUCAUAAUUUUUUCUCAAAAAAUUAAUCGAUCAUCACAUUUUGUUUGCCAAAAAAAUAAUAUGGUUGAAUGUAUUCUCGAAGAUGUUGUUGCUCGAAUAUUCAGAAUGUAUUUUAAUAAUUUAUUUCAAAGAAUAUGGCAUAAAGUUUUAUGGAUGUGAUGUAAUACAGAAACGAUCCUGGUUAUACGAUCUUCAUUUUGGACAUUCCACAAUGUUGAAAAGCAAUAUAGAUCAGUUACUUUUUUGUAUAACAUAAAACUGCCACAUUUUUCAUUUUCCGGCAUACCAAGAGAUCUUUGAGUAAUCACGUUACGGCAAACCUUAACCUUUUGCCCAUGGAGCCUACGAGGGCGGUUCAAUAAGUACCCGUGUUAGAAAUGACACCAUUUUUUCCAAAAACAUUUUUUUAUUUUUCAACAUAGGCAGUGAUCGUUCUUCCUUUUUCUAAAAAAUCCAUGAGGAUGACGCCGUUCGCAUCCCAAAAAAUCGUCGCUGUGACCUUUCUGGCCUAUGGGACCGCCUUCGCCUUCUUUGGAGCAGAUUCACUGGGAGAAAUCCAUUGUUUUGAUUGUUGCUUAGUUUCUGGUGUGUAAUGAUGAAUCCAGGUUUUAUCAACGGUGACAACUCGACACACAAAAACUCCUACGGAUUUCUCUUAAAUUGCUCCAAACACUGCAUCGAAGCCGCAUCCGCUUGUUGUCCACCGUGAGCACCCAUCGGGCCGACAAUUUUUUUAUCUCCAAUUUAUCAUGUUAAAUAUUCGUUCGUCGAUCAGCGAGGAUCAUGUGGACUUUUUGAAAGAUUCCCUCGGUAACCACGUCUGCCGGGCGUCCUGUUCGCUCCUCAUCAAAAACGGAUGAUCGCCCACGUUUAAAUGUUAAACUCAUAUCUAAGUGUGAUCAUCGAUGGCGAAGUGUCCCCAUAAACAGCAUCCAACUUUUCUUUUAUCUCCUUGCAUUUGUCCCAUCCAAAAACAAAAAGCGAAUUACCGAACGAUACUGCUCUUUUUCCAUCUUAGCGAAAAUCACGUUAAACACGUGUUACUCGAAUGGCUGCCAAAUCCAAACUAACCUAAAUUUAUUAUUUAUCAGUCUGAAAUUUGUUGUGCCGUUGUUUGAUAGAUGGCAGCACACGAUGAUAACAUCAACUCCCCUCAGGAACACAUUCUGUCGUCAAACAUGGGUACUUAUUGAACAAGCCACGUAUAUACCCCAAAACUUCACGCCUGACUGAGAACGCCGUGAUUGAAGCAUCUACUGCGCAUAAGCAUAGUAUCUGUGGUUAUCGUUCGGGAUCCGACCGCUUAAAUCUGCAGGUACGUUUUUUGAUAAAACUUAAAUUUUAUGAAUGAUAAAACAGGUUACAGCAGAGCGGGAGAUGCUUUCUAUUCGCGAAUCAUGUGAUUUCUCACAGAAUAUUAUAUAUAAAAAAUCUCAAAGUAAAAAUCCAAAUUUGAGGAAAAAUCCCCCAACAUGACAACCCUGUCAAAGCAACACUGGUACUCCAGGUGUCAAGUUUCCGAGUACGUUUUUGCUGCUGCUUUCACGCAUGCCAUGAC
Molecule: messenger RNA, 9941 nt
Organism: Acanthoscelides obtectus
Lineage: Eukaryota; Metazoa; Arthropoda; Insecta; Coleoptera; Chrysomelidae
Source: the annotation of a GenBank genome assembly